AUGGGAGAAAAAUUGAAUUAUGGUAAAGAAAUGACACCAGAUGGUAUCACACUGCAGAAAGAAAGUCAGGAAGGAAUUCCACCCCCGACCCAGAGUCAGGAACCUCCGAAACCCCAGGAGAAUAUAUCACGACCUAUUCACCAUCCUUUAGUUUUAAAAACAGACUUUGAGGAAGAAGAGGGGGAAGGAGAUGAGCAAAAUGAUGCUUCUGGUUUAUGGACAAAGACUCCUGAAGAAAUAGAAGAAAAAAGAGCAAUAAAGGAGAUGUGUUAUAAAUCUGGUGAAUACUACAGAUUUCAUACUCCUCCGGAUAUUUCAUCAUCAAAAGGCAUAGUUCCUACAGUGGAAAAAGAGUUGGAAAAGCCUUUGGAAAAUGGCAGUGAAUUGCAAGAAGGGGAUGGUCUUACAGUUCCAACAAAAUUAAGCCUAUUUGAAAGACAAGGUGAGAUAAAAACGUCAUUGGAUAAGAAACCGAGAACUGACAUUGCUGCUUUUGAAAAUGGAGGAGGUGACUGUUACAUUCCACGAAGGAUCAUAUUUCUUAGAGUAGAUGAAAGUGAAGCUUUAAAAGAAGAGAAAGAAAUCACCGAGUCAAAAUGUUCGAAUACUAAAGAUAACAAGGACAGUCCUCAUCCAAAGUGUUCCCUAACUACCCGACUAGUAUCUGCAACACAUGUAUUAAAUGCUACUGAGAAUAUCAGUAUGAAGUGCAGAGGGGACUCCUUUUCAAUGAACAAUGUCCAGCCAGUGAGGAAGCCUCAUUUUAAAGGUGUGAAGAAAAGAAAAUGGAUUUAUGAUGAACCAAAGAACUUUCCUGGUCCUGGAAUGCGGAGAGCAGUACAGUCUUCAAAUCCCCAAAAUAAAGUGAGUUACCAUCGCAAUAAUAAAAACCGAAAUGCUGAAAAUGCAUCCUAUAUCCAUGUUCAGAGAAAUGCUGUCAGGACUGUCUCAUUGAAUGCACCUCCCCGCAGCAGACCCACAAAUGGAUUCUAUAAUAAAGCUGUUGUAAACAAGGAACCCAAACUCAACCUCUGUCCAGACAAAUAUACAUCCCCAUCAUAUAAUCCUUCAGCCUGGCGAAAAAGAAUUCCUUUUUCAAAAACAUAUUCAAAAACUGAAAAGAUAUAUACAGAGCCGAGAAGAAAUGGGAGUAAGUAAAGAAAUGGGAGUUGAGAGAAGAGAAAAAUUAGAAAAGAGAAAAGUGCCAGACAUCAUCUGAUUUACAAUCAAAAAUGAAAAUUCAAAGAAAGAGAUAUUCAAGUCCUCCAUACUACAUACUGGAUAGUCAAGAUGAUAAAAGUGCAAAUUCUGAAAAUAGGAUGCAGGAAGUACAUUGUGCUCUUUCAAAACUGAUAAAAAUGCAAAUUACAAACAGCUGCCUGUGUAUUUAUAUAGGUCUGUAAUUCAUUUGGUGCAUUACCACAAACAUUUAAUAAAAUUUAAAACUUUAACGA
This is a messenger RNA of Galeopterus variegatus (Sunda flying lemur), 1454 nucleotides long. RefSeq names its product chromosome unknown open reading frame, human C12orf50 (gene ZC3H11D). The transcript is spliced from 11 exons. Lineage: Eukaryota; Metazoa; Chordata; Mammalia; Dermoptera; Cynocephalidae. The record is from RefSeq and is a predicted model, not a curated record. Bases 1 to 1158 code for a protein of 385 amino acids.